This is a messenger RNA of Cynara cardunculus var. scolymus (artichoke), 1939 nucleotides long. RefSeq lists its product as uncharacterized. Lineage: Eukaryota; Viridiplantae; Streptophyta; Magnoliopsida; Asterales; Asteraceae. Gene Ontology annotation, molecular function: protein dimerization activity. The record is from RefSeq and is a predicted model, not a curated record. The annotation marks the transcript as partial. The transcript is spliced from 5 exons.
AGAUCAAUGCGGUGGACAAGGUGGGAGUGGUGCUUUUUUAACCGAAGGCUUUAGUAGUUGGAAUAAAACCGAGAGAUUGACUACUCAUGUGGGCCACAUUAAUAGUUUCCACAAUAGAGCUGUUAAGAAGUGUGAGGACCUAAUGAGACAAAGUCAAUCAAUUGUCGCUGCCUUACAUAAACAAAGUGAUAUUCAGAAGAAUGAAUAUCGUAUCCGGUUAAAUGCUUCUGUUGAUGCUGCUAGAUUUUUGUUGAAUGGUGCAUUACCUUUUCGUGGUCAUGAUGAGUCAGAAACGUCUCUUCAUAAGGGAAAUUUCUUGGAAUUAAUAAAAUUAAUUCGGGAUCAAAAUGAGGCUGUUGGUAAGGUUAUAUUAGAAAAUGCUCCUGGGAAUAAUCUAAUGGUGGUGCCAAGUAUUCAAAAAGAUAUUGUUCACUGCUUUGCACAAGAGGUACUCAAACAUAUUUUCCAAGAGAUUGGUGAUGAUGUGUUUUCCUUAUUAGUUGACGAAUCGAGUGACAUAUCUAAAAAGGAACAAAUGGCUGUGGUUUUGCGAUAUGUUACACAUGGGAUUGUGCUUCUUGUAAACGAACAGAUAUGGUUCGAGAAAGUCAAAAGGAGAAAGUACAAGAAGCCAUUGGUAGCGGUGAAACUGAAACAGUAUGUUGAAGAUGCGUGCGAGAAUCCUUACAGCCAACGUCAAGCAAAUGGUCUUCAAAUAUAUUUCCAAUCAUUUGAUAGUGUGUUUUAUUUGCACUUGAUGUUGCAUAUUUUGGGGGUCACAGAAUCAUUGUCACAUGCUCUUCAGAAAAAAGAUCAAGACAUCUUGAAUGUUGUUUCAUUGGUGAAGUCAACCAAGCGACAGUUGCAACAAUUUAGAGUUGAUGGAUUUUGUCGGCUUCUUGAGAUGAUCUCUUCUUUUUGCGAAAAACACAACAUCGAAACAGUUAACAUGGAGGAAGUUUAUGUCAAUCCAAAAAAUCGAAGACACAAGACAAAUAUCACAUAUCGACAUUAUUACGAGUACGAAUGUUUUAACACGGUUAUGGAUAUGCAAAUUCAAGAGUUUGGUGACAGAUUUGAUGAGGUAAGUUCCGAAUUGCUCACUUGUAUGGCCGCUUUGGAUCCUCAUUACUCAUUUUGUGACUUUGACCCAUCAAAAUUACUAAGGUUGACAGAGUUUUAUCCUGAUGAUUUUAGCAAUGACGAAAGAACUAUUCUUGAGCACCAACUUCAACUAUACAUUGACAAUGUCCAACAUGAUGAAUUAUUUGCUAAUUUGAAAGGUAUAUCCAAGCUCGGUAGAGUGAUGAUUGAAACAAGGAAACAUCUUGUGUUUCCUUUGGUUUAUCGAUUAUUGAAGCUUGCAUUGGUUUUGCCUGUUGUAACCGCAACAGUUGAGAGAUGCUUUUCUGUAAUGAAGCUUGUGAAGCCAGCUUUGCGCAAUCGAAUUUGUGAUGAUUUUUUGAAUGCGUGUGUCAUUUGUGCCGUAGAAAAAGAAAUACUUGCUAAGGGACAUCCAAAAGCCAAAACAUUAAAAACAGUACUGUUGGCAUUUCCUGAAUUAUGUGUAGCUUUGUUCGAGGGAACUUCUGCUACCGGAUCUCGUGCUUGUACCCCUAGUUCAACCCGUGAGAAGACUAUGGUUUCAUCAUCAUUUGCAUCUCAUAUCCACACCACCCAAAAUGAGGAGGAUGGAGAUAAGAAGGAAGGACCAAUUGUUGAUAAAUCGAGUGCAACUCCGUCUAGACCAAAUAAGAAGAGAAUUGCACAGGAUUCUAGAGUUUUGUCUGAAGCUUUAAUAGAUGGUGCUAUUAGAUUUGCAUUCCCUUUUUCAGAUAAAUAUUAUCUAUGUUAUGUUGCGUAUACAAAUAAUCGAAGAUUUAUGGGGCCGUAUCGUAAUGUUAUUGGCUCGGAUAUUUUCGUCGUGGACAAACAAUGA